CUGUGGGGAGUGUGCGGGGUUCGGAGCCCGCGUGCGCGAUUCGGAGCCCGCGUGCGCUCCGAGUUCCCGUCCCUCCCACGGUGGACUCGCGCUGGAGAAGGCUGGCAUGCUCGCCUCUGAUUGGUCCGGACGCCACAAUACUGCAGCCACGUGACCUGCCUGUUUUCCCCCACAGUGAAGCGUGUGGAGUUAAAAGACGGGCCGCUGCCUUCGAGCAACACGAGCCGCUCGCUACUAAUGCCUGCGCGGUGACCCGGACGCUGCGGUGGACUGGACCCGGAGCCCGGAGCCCGGAGCAUGGCGGCCGCGCUGCAGAUGAAGCAGUCCAGUAUGGAGCAGACGCGGAAACGCAUCGACCCGAGGAGGAGACAAGCGGCGCUGUCUUUCCUCAGCAACAUUUCGCUGGACGGAAGACCCGUCCAGGAGCCGCAGAACCAGGAGGAGAGCUCGCUGGAACCGAGGACUCGGCUCAGUGUGGUGUCCCCGGAGCGCUGCGGAGCCGCCAGCAGCGGCAGCCGGGGCAGCGUGAGCUCCAGCGCCGAGGCGGAGGGAGAAGUUCCUCCGGGCUUCAGCUCGCCCUUCUCUGCCCUGCCGCUGUCGACCAGGGGGAGGCUGCAGACCUACACUCAGGGAAUCCUACCGGCAACCUUCACCCGACAGAGCUCCCAGAGCUACAGCCUGGAGGGCGGACAGGUCGCCUCCUCCGCUAUGGAGCUGCAGCGCUCCAGGCGGAGACUCAUCUCUCAGCGCUCGUCUCUGGAAACUCUCGAGGACAUCGAGGAAAACGCACCUUUGCGCAGAUGUCGGACCCUCUCAGGUUCCCCCCGACCAAAGAGCUUCAAGAAAGUCCACUUCAUCAAGAACAUGAGGCAACACGACAUGCGCAACGGCAGGAUAGUCCUAAUCAGUGGCAGAAGAUCCUUCUAUAGUGUAUUUUCUGUCCUGCCCUAUCGAGAUUGUAGCCAAGCGGGGGAUGUGAAGCUGGAAGGAGGGCGCCAGCGCCACCCGUCCGGAGGAGUCAGUGCCAAAGAGAUGGUGGUGGGGCUGGAGGGGGUGGAGCUGGGGGCAGAUGGGAAGACGGUGUCCUACACCCAGUUCCUCUACCCCACCAACGUGCUGGGAGGCCGCCGGAACACCAUCGACUCCACCUCCUCCAUCUGUCAGUCGCGGAACGCUAGCCACCGCAGCCUGAGCUUGGGCCGAGCCAACAGCAACCAGAGCAGCCUGGACACAGGUGAGUUGGCCGCCGGCGCUCUCGCAGGCCCCGCCCCCCUCGCUGACCUGCCCUGCUGUCUGGCCGCAGGGAAUGAGCUGGAGUUCCGGGAGUAUGACCCCAACCUGCUGGAUGACCCCCAGUGGCCGUGUGGGAAGCACAAGCGCGUCCUCAUCUUCCCCUCCUACAUGACCACCGUCAUCGAGUACGUGAAACCCUCCGACCUGAAGAAGGACAUGAACGAGACCUUCAAGGAGAAGUUCCCUCACAUCCGCCUCACGCUCAGCAAGAUCAGGAGCCUGAAGAGGGAGAUCAGGAAGCUGGCUCAGGACGAGUGCGGCUACGAGGAGCCCACGGUGGCCAUGGCCUUCGUCUACUUCGAGAAGCUGGUUCUUCAGGGCAAGCUCAACAAGCAGAACCGCAAACUCUGCGCCGGAGCUUGUGUCCUGCUGGCGGCCAAGAUCGGAGGAGACCUGAAGAAGCACGAGGUCAAGCUGCUGAUCGACAAACUGGAAGAGCGCUUCCGCGUGAAUCGCCGCGAGCUCAUCGCCUUUGAGUUUCCCGUCCUGGUGGCGCUGGAGUUCAACCUGCACCUGCCGGAGCACGAGGUCAUGCCCCACUACAGACGGCUGCUGCAGGCCUCCUAGCGCCGGCGAGCGGUCGCCAGGCCGACCCUCCUCUUCCUCCUCUUCCUCUCAGAGACUGGGCCAAAGCCAAGACGGGUCUGUGAGGACCUGCGUGAUUGUACCAUUUUCAUCAUCUCUGCUUUUGUAACCUUUGAUGUGAUUGGCCGCCGGACUGUGGCUCGGCGCCAAACGAGUCUUAAAAAGUGCACUUUUCCAAUGAUGAGACUCAAGUUUGGGAACUGAGGAAAGAAGAAGCUGUUUUCAUACUGGUCCCCUCCUCCCCCCACACGCCUCCCUGUGCUCUAUGUUAGAGUGUAUUUCUGGCACGUUUAUGGUGCUUCCUUCGACGAGGUCAUGAAGCUUGUUCAUGAGUGCAAAAAUGCCAUUGACCCGCGGGUCCGGGUGGGACGGAACCAGGGGUUCCGACCCGGCCCAGACGGUGCGGUCGACCUCAAGUGUCCUCCAACACGACCUCUGAGAGCAGAAUCUCCACCUUCAUUGGACUGGGUUGUGGAAAUCGGACCUGUGAAUGUUUCAAUUCGGCGCCAGAGAAAACUUGAAUGGACUCGAUGCUGCUCUUAUCUGAAACCAAAUUAAGAUGUGAACCGCUGACCUUGCUGUUUUCAACGUCACAAGACGCCAGUCGACUUUUCAGCCCAAAGAUUUUGCUAUUGGACGGAAACUCGUGGGCCGCACGGAUCUCUGUGUUCUCCUGUAAAUAAACGGCUCUGCUCCUUCAUCUGCGUCCUUUCUGAACUCGGGU
Synchiropus splendidus (mandarinfish) is the source of this 2602-nucleotide messenger RNA. RefSeq names its product Cdk5 and Abl enzyme substrate 1 (gene cables1). NCBI's taxonomy places the organism in Eukaryota, Metazoa, Chordata, Actinopteri, Syngnathiformes, Callionymidae. The coding region runs from base 298 to 1860 and encodes 520 amino acids. Gene Ontology annotation, cellular component: cytosol. The transcript has 9 exons. Gene Ontology annotation, biological process: nervous system development; regulation of cell cycle. The record is from RefSeq and is a predicted model, not a curated record.